AUACGAAAUGCCAUGCUCGAUAAAUGGAGUAUUAAUUUAAUAGUACUAAAUCAAAAUACCAGAUUCUUCUGUUUUUGAGCAUUUCUUGACCACAUGGUAUUUCCAUAACUAAAUCUGAUCAUCUUCUUCUUCUCUGCUCUAUAAUUAAGUGCCCAACCCCUAGCUUUCAGAAGAUCAAAUUCAAGAACUAAUGGCUUCAAAUCCAAAGCUUAGUAUUCCAUGGAAGAUCAAGCUGCAUAUAUCAACACUGGCCUUCGGUGUUGACAUCACUCGUCGUUCCGAUGGCACAGUCAACCGAUUUCUCAUGAGUUUAUUCGAUGUCAAAUCACCUCCAUCGAAUAAACCAAUCAGCGGCGUCACAGCCACCGAUAUCACCGUCGAUAAAGCUCGUAAUCUCUGGUUCCGCCUCUACACUCCAAUCUCAGACGGAGACACUUCCAGUACCAAUACCAUGCCGGUUAUUUUCUACUUCCACGGCGGUGGUUUCGCUUAUUUAUCAGCCGAUUCCAAGCCGCUUGACGAGUUCUGUUACGGACUCGCUCGCUUACUCUCUGCUAUUGUUGUCUCCGUCAACUACCGGCUCGCUCCUGAGAAUCGUUAUCCAGCUCAGCCUGAAGAUUGUUUCGAUACUGUAAAAUUCAUCGACGAAACAACGUCGAUCCUAGGGUUUCCGAGCUAUGCAAAUCUGAAAAACUGUUUUCUUGCUGGAGAUAGUGCAGGAGGCAAUUUAGUUCAUCAUGUUAUGGUCAAAGCAAGUCAACAUAAGUUUCGCAAUGUAAAACUUAUCGGAGGAAUACUAAUCCAACCGUAUUUCGGAGGAGAGGAACGAACCGAAUCGGAAAUUAGACUUUCCGGAAAAGUUCCGUACGUUACGAUGGACCGUACAGAUUGGAUGUGGAAGGUUUAUUUGCCAGAAGGAUCCGACAGAGACCAUCCCGCGUCGAAUGUUUUCGGGCCGAAUUCCGAGUAUAAUUCCGGACAGGAAAUUCCGAUUCGGAUUCCCCCGAGUGUAAUUUUUGUUGGGGGAUUUGAUCCGUUAAUUGACUGGCAAAAAAGGUACUAUGAAGGGUUGAAGAAAUUAGGAAAAGAAGUAAAUUUGAUUGAAUAUCCGAAUGCUUUUCAUACAUUUUAUGUGUAUCCUGAGUUGCCUGAAUUUUCAUUGUUUAUUAACGAUGUUAAAGAUUUUAUGCAGAAGCAAAUUGUAGCAGCAGCAAAUAAUUGAAUUUUUGUGUUUUGUUUGUUGAAUAUGUAUUUGAAAAUGAUGUAUGAGUAGCAGUUGGCUUAUAAAUGCUGAUGAUGGGUUGGUUAUAACUAAAGAUAUUAUGUACUUGUUUGUCUAGAUGUUUCCAUAAUUCAAAUUAAAUUGUGAACUUUAAA
This is a messenger RNA of Mercurialis annua (annual mercury), 1377 nucleotides long. Its product is annotated as probable carboxylesterase 18. Bases 191 to 1222 code for a protein of 343 amino acids. The transcript has a single exon. The record is from RefSeq and is a predicted model, not a curated record. Gene Ontology annotation, molecular function: carboxylic ester hydrolase activity. Lineage: Eukaryota; Viridiplantae; Streptophyta; Magnoliopsida; Malpighiales; Euphorbiaceae. Gene Ontology annotation, biological process: pollen tube growth.